AUGCUUCGUAUUCCAGUUAUAAUUCAUAAUACAAAUGAAAGAUUCCUCAUUCCAUGCGAGACCGGUAAAGAAAAUGUUAAAUGGCUAUGCCAAACUGCUUACACAAGGUAUAUAGAAAAGUUUCCCGAUGCAUCUAUGCCCCAGCAUUUCAUGCCUCGACGUGUUUUUGAUGGAAGCCUUUUGUCGCUCAACGACUGUGUUGGACAAGUGCUGAAGGACAAUGAAUUGAUUCAGAUUGAUAACAUGAAUAAUCUUGAUGACAGCCAAUACUUAAGCAUCAUCAUAGACGAGGAGCAUAAGCUCAUGACACUCGAUGGUUGUAACAUGAAGCCUGGUGAUCUUAUUUGUCUUGGUUCUGGUCAAUAUCGGAUUGAGCUAUCACCAGAAACAUGGGAUUUAAUUCGACGAGGACGAGAGAUUAUCGAAGACAUUAUAUGUCAGAAAAAAGUUGUCUAUGGAAUCAAUACUGGCUUUGGUUCAUUUGCCGAAACAGUCAUUCCCGAUCAUCAGCUUUAUGAACUCCAAUCUCGUUUAAUUCUUUCGCAUUGCGCUGGUGUGGGUAAGCCGCUCGAAAUCGAACGAGCCCGAAUGAUUUUCGCCCUACGCAUCAACGUUCUUAGUAAAGGUUUUUCGGGAAUUUCUGAAGAAACUCUACGCAAAGUUAUUGCAAUAUUCAACAAAUCAUGCGUUCCUGAAAUUCCAUGUCAAGGCUCAGUAGGAGCAUCUGGUGAUCUUUCACCCUUAGCUCAUUUAAGUGCAGCUUUAAUGGGUACUGGACGAAUGUGGUCACCGAAGACCGACUGGGGAGAUGCAAAGGAUGUUCUGGAUCAGAACGGAUUGGAAUCGAUUGUUUACAAACCAAAAGAAGGUUUAGCUAUGGUCAAUGGAACACAAUUCAUUACUGCUCUGGGAGCAGAAGCUGUUGAACGAGCAAUCUCGUUGGCACGCCAAGCAGACGUUAUUGCAGCACUGAGUACCGAAGGAUUACGUGGCAAUGUUCGUGCAUUCCAUCCAAGCAUUCAUGCAUCACGACCCUACACGGGUCAGAAUUUGGUGGCACAACGAUUGCGUUCACUACUUGACUCCAAACUUUAUCCAUCAAAAAUUUAUGAUAGUCAUGCCCAGUGUGGCAAGAUGCAAGAUGCCUAUUCUAUUCGAUGUAUCCCACAGGUUCAUGGCAUUUCUUGGGACACAAUUAUGUUUGUUCAAAAAUUGAUUACAGUGGAGAUGAAUAGUGCUACUGAUAAUCCGCUCGUCUUGGUAGAUCUAAAAGAAACUAUCUCGGGUGGCAAUUUUCAUGGAGAAUAUCCUGCCAAAGCUCUAGAUUACUUGGCGAUUGGAGUCCACGAACUUGGCAGUAUGAGCGAAUGUCGUAUGACUCUAUUUAUCACAGAAAAAAUGAGUCAAUUACCUGCCUUUCUUACUCCCAAUGGUGGUCUUAAUUCUGGUUUUAUGAUUCCUCAAUAUACAGCAGCUGCUUUGGUAUCGGAAAAUAAAGGUCUAUGUCAUCCGUCGUCGGUCGAUACCAUUGCAACCAGUGCUGGACAAGAAGAUCACGUCUCAAUGGGUGCUUGGUCAGCUCGAAAAGCUCUCAUGGUGAUCGACAAUGUUGAAAAAAUUUUGGCCAUUGAACUUCUCAUGGCCUGUCAAGCUAUCGAUUUACAACGUCCAAAUACAACAACUCCUCCGUUGGAAGCCAUUCAUAAACUGGUUCGACAAACCAUUGACAAAUGGGACGAAGAUCGAUUCAUGGCACCAACUAUCGAGGCAGCAAUCCGCAUCAUAAGAUCAGGCGAUCUGUGGACAAUUGUUGAACCUUACAUCCAAAAAUAUCACGAGUGGUAUCAAAAUCAGCAGAACUAA
Molecule: messenger RNA, 1863 nt
Organism: Rotaria sordida
Lineage: Eukaryota; Metazoa; Rotifera; Eurotatoria; Philodinida; Philodinidae
Source: the annotation of a GenBank genome assembly